Molecule: messenger RNA, 4260 nt
Organism: Anarrhichthys ocellatus (wolf-eel)
Lineage: Eukaryota; Metazoa; Chordata; Actinopteri; Perciformes; Anarhichadidae
Gene: srpx2
Product: sushi-repeat containing protein X-linked 2
Exons: 10
Coding region: 214-1569 (451 amino acids)
Biological process (GO): cell-cell adhesion; positive regulation of cell migration involved in sprouting angiogenesis; positive regulation of synapse assembly
Molecular function (GO): signaling receptor binding
Source: RefSeq, a predicted model, not a curated record
GAUCCUUUUCAAAAACUGCGGAGACUCUGGUAUGACGGGAGCGCUCAUUGUCCUCAACGGGGAUAAUUAAAAAAAAGUAAAGUUUUUUUAAAAAGUCGUUUGCUAAAGCAACUGUAAACAUUCUUUGGAUUAUAACGUUGUACUUUUUCGGAGGGACUUUGUGAUCUGAGCCAACCUGAGCAAAACAAACUUUGUUUUUCCAGGAGUGUCAACAUGAUUCUCAACCGCUUUGUUGCUGUGCUCAUUUUAUACUUCAAAGCUGGCUCUGGGACCACAGCGUAUGACGGCUACAAUGACUUUGUAGAAGAAGACAACGCUCCUCAGCUGGACUACAAAAACCCACACUGGUGUCAUUCUCCGGGUCUGACCAAUGGGGAGGUGACCUGCCACUCCCCUCGAGGCCCGGCCUACAGGAGCACGUUGGGCACCCGCUGUGAGAUGAGCUGCGACCGAGGAUACCGACUGCUGGGGAAGAGCUCAAUUCAGUGCCUCGCCAACAGACGCUGGUCUGGCACUGCUUACUGCCGCAAGAUGCGUUGCCAUGUGCUGCACCUCAUUCCACACGGCAGAUACACUUGCACUCAAGGCUUCAUGGUGGACUCCAGGUGCGAAUUCACCUGCGACCCCGGCUAUCGCAUCGAGGGUGAAUACUCACGCGUCUGUCAGCGCAGCGGCUCGUGGAGUGGAGCACAGCCGGAUUGUGAAGAUACCGAUCCUCCAAAGAUCAAGUGUCCUCCAUCCAGACUCAAGGUUGCCGAGCCUGGAAAGCUCACUGCUCUGGUGACCUGGGACACCCCGGUUGCUACGGAUACGGCAGAUAAAUCACUUGAUGUGAUAUUGGUAGGCCAGGAGCCAGGCACCGACUUUAAAGAGGGAGCGAGCAUUAUCCGAUACAAAGUGUACGAUCAAGCCAGAAACAGAGCGGCCUGCAAGUUUAUUGUACGUAUUGACGUGAGAAGAUGUCCAGAUCUACCUCCACCUAUGCACGGCUACCUCACCUGCUCCUCUGAUGGGAACAACUAUGGUGCAACAUGUGAAUACCACUGUGACGGAGGACAUGAACGGAGGGGCGUAUCUAGUCGCGUCUGCCAGUUCAACCGCAGCUGGGGAGGAAAUCCUGCCGAGUGUGAUCCAAUGGAGAUUAAAUCAGAUGUAAAGACAGUCUCCGCUCUCCUGGAUCAGUUCUAUGAAAAGAGGAGGCUGCUGAUCAUGUCUGCGCCCAACAUAUCUGACCCAGACUACCAGCUGCAGAACAUCAUGAUACAAAAAUCAGACUGUGGAUUAGACCUGCGACAUGUAACCGUCAUCGAGCUCCUGGGCUCCCCGCCUCGAGAGACGGGUCGCAUUAAAGAAAAUCUGCUCGGCUCUGAAGUCAUCGAAGGUUUGAGACAAGUGUUCAGAAUCUCCAGAUUCUACUUUAGCAUGUUGCUGCUGGACGAGCGCGGACUGGACCGAGAGCGCUUCAUCCAUCCGAUGGCAUCUGAAGAGCUGUUCUCCUACAUCGAUAGCUUCCUGCUGGAUGAAGAGGAGCGAGAGAGACUGGAGCUCCACAGGGACUUCUGUGACUAAUUUAAUAAACCUCUCUGGUUGCCACAGCGAUAAACUCAUUAGCUUUACUAAACACAAGAUGAGGAAGGAGGACAAACAACCAGACACCGGGUCCAGAGGGACAUUAGGCGGGGAAGGACAAGAAGGCUGUUCCUCAUGUCUAAAUGUGAUCACUUAACACUGAAGUUCUAGCACUGUUUUCUCUCUCAAACAAUCCAGAAACUGGACAUCACAGCUGCAGAAAGUAAAACACAUUAAAAUAAUCACAUAUUUUGAACCAUAGAUAACAUGUUGGAUACAUGAGGUGGAUUAGUAUUUUUGUCAAAGAGCCCUUGUACUGAUGUUGAAUGAGAACUUAAGACGACAAUCACUUCAACAACAGAAUACUGAGGAAGUCUUGAGAUUGUUUUUAAAUCCAGCUGGUAUGGACGCUCAAGAACAGUCUUUGGGUUUAGUACAUUUUUUAUUGGGUGAACAGAAUAUUCAUGGAAUUGAGGUAAACACGACUGAUCACAUAGUUCAAAAUCUACAUAUAAACUAGCAAACAGACAAAUUUAAUUCAUUAAACGUAAUAAAAUAAGGCUUUUCAUGCAACUAAUAUAAAUAUAAUUUUUACAGAAGUAUUACAAUUUGGAGCACAAUUUGUUGGAUACAAUACCAGAAAUUUUGUACAAUACCAGAUUAAAACGACUUGUUUUCCCACGCAUCUGUGUAAUUCUGUACAUAAUUAUAAGGAAAAAGGUGAAUCAUUUCAACACUUUUUCUGUGCAAUAAUAUAUACAGCCUGAAUGUUAGAAACAUAAAAUGACUGUGUAGGUGCUCUUAAAAUCAGACCAAAGUUUAGUGUUGCGAUGUUUUAGGGGGGGGGGUGGUGCUAAAGACAAACCCCAUACAGGGAGGCAGAUGUUCAGCAGGCCAGUGUGUCCGUUUACAGCCAACCAGCGUGUAGGUUCACUUUAGUAAAGAAGCUUCUGGUCUGAUAAAAUGGCCAAACAAUAAUAAUAAUAAUAAUCCACAAUCUCAUUCGUCACAGCUUCUCCUCUUUCGUCUCUGGUUUCUAUUGGAGGGUGCAGGCCUGUGAGCAAUCCUCAUUUGCCCUUCACCAUAGUCGAGCGCAGUGGAAGAGUGCCCUCUGCCCACGAGUCUGGGUACUGCAUCAUCUUCUCCCACAGACUGACUUCCUCUCCAGCUGGGUCCAUUUCCACUUCUCCUGUUUGUACAGUGCCUGCAGGAGCGAAGAUUACAUGAAUGUAAAAUGAAGUGCAGUCUUUUUUUACUAUUGAUGACGGCAAAUUCCUUGUACUCGCUGAAUUUUCACACAUUGUGGAAAACAAAUGGAAGCCUCGAAGGUGCUUAAACAGUAAUCUAAAAUUAAGCAUGUCUUUCUCACAAAGGCAGUAAAGCUUUGGCAAUGAAACGAAAAGGGUAGACAGGGUAUUAGUUUCUCUUUUUAUGAAGGUUAAUUAAAUUUUCCUUCCCUCUAGUUUUACACCUAUGUCUAGGGUACCAAAACCAUUACUACUACAAAAAGGUUGAAGCAGUAUAAAUCAGGAUGAACCAAGGCCAAAACAAUAAACAAAAGAAUCUACCUCCUCGAAAACCUUUGUGAACCAGACAAGCAAAAAGUCGUUAAUUAAAUCAGAAUCCCUAAAAUAAAUGCAUGCUCACCCCUGCAAAUGUGGUGACAUUUACAAAAGGUGAUUUACAAUACUCAGUUAACCAAUAAGCCUAAAAAGACCUCCCAGAAUAACAAUAGUAACACAAUAAGGAGAAAUAAGAGAAAUAUCCAAUUCAUUCUCACAUGUAAGCCCUGAAAGCCAGGUGCAAAAAAGAAUAAAGUAUUUAGAGAGUUCCAUCUUUGACCUUUACUUGAGCCGAGACGAACUCCUCCCAGAAAUUCGUUGCUUGACAUGACCUCUCUGUCCCACACCGUCAGCUCCAGACACAUCUCCUCCAGCUGCUCCAGAGCCAGCUCCUUGUACACAAAUGUGUGGUCGUAGUGGGGGUUCAGGUUCUUCUUCACAACUGAAGUCUUCCUCUUUGUGGUCUUUGCCUUAGUUAGGAACAAGUACCUGCAGAACCACAAACAUGUUGGGUCUUUUAAAAGAGAAAUGCAAUAUGCCAUUUUAAAACUGCAGAGUUUGUCACUCACCCUUUUACAAAGCUAUCCGAGGUCCCUCCUGGUUUCAUUGCAGUCAAAUUCUUUGCCUCUUUAAUAAGGACAUGUAGUUCUCCUCCUCCCUCAACCAUCACCUUUUUUCCUGAGGAGAAGAUGGACACCUUUAGAAAAUGAAGGCAAAGUGCAUCAAACACGGUCAGAGUUUCUUGUCAUAGUCUUACCUUUGAUUUUCUCGGUUUUUGGCUUUGUAGGUGUGACAUACUUCAAGGAGAUCACCAACUCUCCUUUGUACUGACCAAACGCUGAAGCAGGCCCACCAGAGGGUGACUGUUUAAGAAAGGUACACGAUAUUUAGGACACAAACCCAAACAACACCAACACCUGACUGACACUGGAUGGCUGCGAAUGCAAAUGUCAAUAUUUGUGCGUGGAAGGAAAUUUCCAUUAACAUAGCAAACAAUAUUUACCAAAGGUUUCUUUGAAUUAGGGUCAGUACUUAUACAAAAUUACACAGAUUAACAAAUUAUCCAAUCUGUUUGAGGUUAGGAGAGUUUUCACAUAAUUUUCAGGUCCUCUUUACCUCACUUUACAAC